Messenger RNA from Pristis pectinata (smalltooth sawfish), 1947 nucleotides. RefSeq names its product tumor protein D52 (gene tpd52). The coding region runs from base 425 to 982 and encodes 185 amino acids. Gene Ontology annotation, cellular component: mitochondrial small ribosomal subunit; cytoplasm. Gene Ontology annotation, biological process: B cell differentiation. The record is from RefSeq and is a predicted model, not a curated record. The transcript has 6 exons. NCBI's taxonomy places the organism in Eukaryota, Metazoa, Chordata, Chondrichthyes, Rhinopristiformes, Pristidae.
ACCGCUGAUGGUAAGCACAGUUUCGCCCAUCCGUUAGACCGCCAGUGCCGAGGGCCAGGGCACCAACGGGCCCCCCGAGUGCGUCCGCCAGCCCCGCCGAAGCGCUCAACGACAGGCGACGGGUCGCCCAUGCGCCUGCGCACACCGAGCCCGCCCCGGCGCGCUCCCGAAAACACAGCCAGCACGUGCCGCAGCCGCCCAGAGCGUUUUUUUUACGUGCCGGGUGACGUAGACAAACCAGCGCACGCCGCUGCAAAAAGCGGUUGAUCGGGGUGGGGCGGAGGGGAGGGAGCGGGUGGGGUAUCGCUGUCAGGGGAGGAGGCGGCAAGAAAUAGUGCGCUGCGGGGUCGGUCGGUUGGAGAGAGCAAGCGUGCGGCUGGAAACGGUUUCCCGUCUCCCCGUGUUUGUGAGGAAACAAGCGAGGAUGGAUUCUUCCAAUGAAGGUCUGCUGCAAAGUGAUCCAGCACCUGAAGUAGGGGAAGAUGCAGCUGCAACUGCUGACCUAGAAGGUGGAAUGACGGACGAAGAUAGAGAAGAACUUACCAAUGAACUUGCUAAGGUGGAGGAAGAAAUUCAAACACUUUCUCAAGUCCUUGCAGCUAAAGAGAAGCAUGUUGCUGAGUUAAAGAAGAAGCUAGGAUUGACUCCACUACAUGAACUUAAACAGAAUUUAUCAAAAAGUUGGUUAGAUGUACAAUCCUCCAUGGCAUUCAAGAAGACAUCUGAAACCCUUGCUCAAGCUAGUCAGAAGGCAUCCUCUGCAUUUACUAAUUUUGGUUCUGCCAUUACCAAAAAGUUUGAAGAUGUUAGAAAUUCACCGACUUUCAAAUCCUUUGAAGAUAGAGUUGAAAACUUAAAGUCUAAGGUUGCAGGCAACAAGGAAGGUGGUGGUGAUUUUGGGAACAUUCUAAACUCUGCAGCAAAUGCAAGCGCCACGGAGGCCAUUACAGAAGAGGUUUCAGAUGUUCAAGAAACUCAUUAAUAUGUAGUUUUAAGUCUAACUCUUUUUUUUGGACGUGUUACAAAUCAAGAACAUUAAUAUUAGUAGCUGCAAAUAAUGGCAUUUUGCCAUCCAGUUGUGCCCUUGUCUCACAACAUUGCAUUUUGUAUUUAACAGCUCACAAGGUCUGCCUGGCCCUAGGUUACUAUACUUUUAAAAUUGUAACAGUCUGGCCCUAAUUGCAAAAAUUGCUUUGUUUUAGAUGGAAUACUUUUUGGUUGAAAUAUCCUUCAGACUUGAAUGAUGAUUCAUUCCAAAGCCAUGCCUCGCUUAAUACCACAGGGAAACCAUCUUGAUGUAUGGAAUAUUAAAUUGCAAUUGUUUUUUCUGGAGGGGACUAUUUUGAAACACUCCGUAUGAAUUUGAUAACCAGCAGACCCACAUUAUGGCUCAGCUUAAAAAUGAUGGCUUGUGUUUUAAUAUUAACUGUCUAUUAAAGACACGUGGAAGACCUUUCUUGCUUCUGGGAGGUGUUAUUUGUUCCAGUUCAAUGGUGUAAAACACAUUUGUAGGGAAAUACUGUAAAUUGAUCAGAAGCUAAUUGUAUUUCUCCUCAGACUUGGAAUUCUGCAGUUUUUUGGCUAUUUUAAAAUCCUAUUCAGCUAGUUUCACGUUUAAUACAUGGCAAAGUAUUUUCUUGUAGAAGGGAGGUGAUUUGUAAAUGUACACUUCUCAUUUUAAAGCAUGUUGACAGUUAGCAUCAGUUGAGGUUCAGAUUUUUGGGUCUGAAUGUUGUAGACCAAAUGAAUGAAUGACAUUGAUUUAAAGAUGUCAUGUUACUGCAUAUUUGAAAAUACUUGAGGUUAGAGUUCAGUGUUAUAAAUUGUAAAAUGGUAAUUUUUGUUCACUCAAGCUAAGUGAAAUAUUGUACAGUCACACAAAUAUCUUGGUGCACUCUGUAACAAAAAAGCAACACUUAAUAAAGAUUAGUAGAAGUGUUUAAUGUG